This is a messenger RNA of Penaeus vannamei (Pacific white shrimp), 2882 nucleotides long. RefSeq names its product Synaptosomal-associated protein 29kDa (gene Snap29). NCBI's taxonomy places the organism in Eukaryota, Metazoa, Arthropoda, Malacostraca, Decapoda, Penaeidae. Gene Ontology annotation, cellular component: plasma membrane; SNARE complex. Gene Ontology annotation, biological process: synaptic vesicle priming; synaptic vesicle fusion to presynaptic active zone membrane; exocytosis. Gene Ontology annotation, molecular function: SNAP receptor activity; syntaxin binding. The record is from RefSeq and is a predicted model, not a curated record.
AUCAGCUGAUUCAGUGUAGUGUGACAGUGCCUUCAGAGUAGCGUACGUAGUGGCAUAUCACGCAAUAACAAGUGAAAUAAGUAACAAAGGCCACAUAAUCUGGUCUAGUGUCAGCGUUAUUUGAUAUCUACUUGGCAUUUGACCAGUGGAGAGCAGGAAAGGCUGGAGUAAUGGCGAGGCGUGACGUGGUGUACUCUGUAAACCCGAAUAAGCCAGCUUUUUCGAUGCUGGACGAUGACGACAUUGCAUCGGAAUUCCUGAAUACAUCAAGUGCUACCUACUUGGCAGCAGAUAAGUUGCCCCCAGGGCCAGAACAGCAAGCAGCCAAUGAAGCCGAAAUGAGGCGACAGGAACUGCUAAAGCAGAUGAGGCAGGUGGAGCAGCGAACAUUAGAAUCUUCAAAAAGAAGUAUUGGAAUGUUACAUGAAUCUGAAAAAGUGGGAAUUGAGACAGCUGAGGAAUUGGUUAAACAAAGAGAACAGCUUAUGAACACUGAGAGAAGAAUCGAUGAUAUUAAUAAUACACUAAAAGACACACAGAAAAACAUCAAUAGCAUUAAGAGUGUUUUUAGCAGCUUGAAGAACUGGUGGUCAACCCCGAAACAGACAAACGACGAUGGCAAAGCUACCUCUCCCACCUCUCCCAAUGCUGAGAACCCACCUGCUGUCACUGCCAACCCGAAUUUAGGCCCAGCGUAUGAGAGGAGCCAGAUGUCUGUCUCGACUCUGAAACCCAGUACCCAUCCAGCAAUGCGGCUAAAAGGACUAGAAGAAGAGGAAGAAGUGGAGCCUGACUAUAGAGACUUCCGUGCUAACGUGACACGUGUCAAUAAGGAACUGGACUCAGACCUAGAUGUGAUGUCUGCCGGCCUCUCUCGACUGAAGGGUCUUGCAAUUGGCCUUGGAACAGAGAUUGAAGACCAGAAUGUAAUUGUUGAUCGCAUUACGGGCAAAGCAAACAAUGCUGACAUCACCGUAGGGGCUCAAAAUGCUCAAAUAAAGAAAAUUCUCAAGAAAUGAGAUGAGAGAGUUUAGAUUAUAUUUUGUACGUUUAUCCCUCCACAAUGAAUAUUUUGGACAGCCUCAUUGUUCAUAGCUUAAGCCUAAGAAUGAUCAUCCUCCAUUCAUGAUAUUAUAUAGUAUGAUUUUUGUAUUCUCUUGGUGAUCAUUUUUUAUUGGGUGUUUCGCUAUAAUGAUGUAAGAAAUUGAUUUUAAAUUUGUACAGGAUCCUAGAUCUUUGAAGAAGUUAAUAUAUAUAUAUAUCUAUCUAUAUAAGUAAUUACAUAUGAAAUUUUAUGAAAGAAAAGCCAGGCUAGAAAAAUGUGUAAUAUGAUUGCUGUGCUUUAUUUUGCCACCCAGAGAUGACUCUAAGAUAUAAAUUUAUGUGUCAGAUAAGAAACAAGUAUUCUGUUUUAUAUGCCAGUGCCUGUCAAAUUACUGUAAUCUUUUGAGAAAAAGAAAUGGAUUUAACUAAGCAUAUUUUCAGUCUUACAUGCAUGUACACACAAUCACUCACUUUACUCAUUGCAAACACACGCAAGCAAACACAUACUUGCUAUUACAUAAGUACUUAUUGAUUCACUCAUAUAGUUGUGUGUGUGUGUGUGUGUGUGUGUAAUAGAUUAUUCAUGGAUACCAAGGCAAUUGAUAAGAUUUGGACAUACUACCUUUCAUGAAAACUUGUUAUUCAGGCUUUAAAAUGAGGAUGAAAGAUGGGCAAUUAUUAAGAAAAAUAAAAAUUAGUGUAUUGUUAAUUCAACACUUCAUUGUAUAGUAGUAGAUAUGUUAUGUAUUAUAGAAAUGUCAGGGUUAAGAAAAAAGUCUUCAAAAUUAUUUACUUUGGUAUGUAUGUAUGUCUUCUGUCUGCAUGAUACUAAAAGAUUGAAUAUAUGUAUAUGAACAAAUAUAUAUUUCAUUAUUUAGUUCCAAGAGUCAAAAAAAUGUAUUUCGCUAUUAGUUUAUCUUCUUGAUUUAAGUGACAAAUGUUUGCAUAAAUUUGAAAAAGACAUUUUUAGAAUUUCACACCCUGUUUGGAGUAAGAAAAUCAGCAGUUGUGCAGUUUUUAGUAAAUAGCCAUGUUUUUAUGUUUAUAUAAAAUUGCAAUAAAUAUGAAGAACAGGACCUUUUUAACUUUCUCUAAUUUGGAAAUACAUUUUCCUUUUUAGUGCACCAUGAUGAAAACCUUCCUCUGAUAAAUCUUUGGGGUCAGUUUAAUAGUAAGAAUUGUAAUGCUGCUUCCUCCGGAAGAAAAAGUUCAUGGAAAACUUGGAGUUGCAGAUUAUACCACAACCUUGUGUCAUAUCUCAGAGGCUAAUGCCAAGCAAUCCGAAGUUAUUGGAUUCUUCACUUAUUCAGGACAGGGAUUGUAGUGUCUGUUACUCACAGCUCAGGGCAGCAUAGUCAUUGUAUGGAUAUUGCAGUCUUGUUUAUUUACAAUAUGAAUUUUCCUUAGACUCAGAGGUUGUUUGGUUGCAAUAAAGCACCCCUUGUGACUGAAAGGAAUGUGUGAGGGAGUGAAAGAGUGAGUGAUUAAAUGAGUGAGUGUGUGAGUAAGUAAAUAAGAAAGUGAGUGAAUAAAGGGUGUGUAUAAUUGGAUGUGUGCAUGCAAUUAUGGUGGCAUGCUUGUGUGUGUUUAAUAGUUUAUGUAUAGUAACGCAUAUAUCUGUCUUUCUAAUGUUCCCAUCCAUUCAUAUAUGAACAAUAAUCCUGUUCAUUGAUAUAGAAUCAGAUUGCCGCCUCAUGUGCCGCCUACUUAACCAGCCACUGAAACAGGUAAUGAGAUUAAAGCAAAACGUCUGGUCUGCUCUUCUCUUCAUUCCCUGCACAGGAGCCUGCAGGCAAUACUCAUUUGUGUAUCUGUGCUAAAGAAGUAAAAUGCAAAAC